This is a messenger RNA of Clupea harengus (Atlantic herring), 4743 nucleotides long. It is a transcript of the gene gpr83, whose product is annotated as G protein-coupled receptor 83. Gene Ontology annotation, biological process: neuropeptide signaling pathway. The record is from RefSeq and is a predicted model, not a curated record. Gene Ontology annotation, molecular function: neuropeptide Y receptor activity. Lineage: Eukaryota; Metazoa; Chordata; Actinopteri; Clupeiformes; Clupeidae. Gene Ontology annotation, cellular component: plasma membrane.
UAUGGGCAGGAUCUUUUAUUUUUAUUUUCUCAAUUCUUUGACAAAAUUCCACGAUGUGUGCACGAUUCCAGUGAUAACUCAUUCGGGGUAAUGGAAAAACGCUACUUCCGAAAGAAACGAGAAAAUUAGAUUAGCAUGUUGUUCCAAGGUGUGCUGCAUGAAUUCAAGGGAAAUUGAGUAAGUGUUUUUAUAAGUAGAUUUUCAGCAUUUUAAUGUCUUUCGCAGAGACCUGUACACGUGAAAAGGGUUUCUAGUUAUUUCCGAAGGUAUUUAUGAAAAAAGUGUCAAAAUUGUCACAAGCGGAGGUGCAAUAACACCGCUUAACAUACCAAGAUACAGCAUGCAAUGCAUCCCAGUGAUGUGACAUGGAACGCAUUAGGGCCAGUGUGUAGCCUACGCUAGAUCUCAGUGAUCAAUCAUUUGACCCACCAGUCGCCAAUAUCCAUAGUUGAAUAUAAUUUUCUUUUACCUGUUGGGAGAAAAAAAAAAUGAGUUCUGGGCUACCGUUGAGUGGAAAGGUGGAGGGGUAUACUCUUGUGUGUCUGAAUAAGGGAAUGCACAUGUGUAUGUCUAAAUGACAAAAAAUGUGUAACCAGCUAGCUCUAUUUAUUCUAUGUGGUUUGGUGUAAUGUUAAUUGUUGAAGUCCUCUGGAUGAAGUAGUAAACAGUAAGGUUUCAUUUUCCAGUGGUACUAUUAUGUCCGUGUGUAGAAGAAUGCCAGUCUGUGUCACAGGCAACAUAGUUUUAUCCCCUUACUGUCAGACAUAACUUGAUAUUACUGUUACAGGUACUGCACUGUCAGACAUAACUUGAUACUGUUACUGCAAAGCCAAUAGAUUUUAGUUUUUAGAGAUCCAAGCAGCGAAGCCACGGAUCCGUAUUGUAUUUUUAUCCCCCCAUUCUUUUUUUUUUCUCUCCUUCAAAUUUCAGCAGUCAAUAUAAGUCUAUCUUCAAAAUGAAUUUAGCCUUUAAAUCCUUGCAUAACAUUUCUAAUAUUAAAAUAGUCCUCUUUCACCUGUUGAAGCUUUCAAAUCAUUAAACCUUGUCCCACUUAGGGUGCUUCGCACAUUCUGCUUGAACACCGAUGAUCACCGUUUGUGGCUAUGUUUUUUUUUUUUUUUUUUUUCUAAACCAUUUCUAUGUCAUCUUUACUAAGUGAUUUUGAAGGAUUGGCAUUUUUCUUUUGUUCUCUCUGGCUGAAGUUUGUUUAUUUUGUAAAAAAUACUAAAUAGGUAUCAUAUUAUGCAAAGUCAGCCAGUCUCUUGAUGUGGCGUUCUCUAGAUACUAAGCCCAGGAGUUGCCAAUUUGAUGCGGCAUAGUAAUUGCCUGCUCUCCAUAUGCUCAAGCUUUGCUAAUUUGCCAGUGCAUUAUAAUAACACAUUACUGCAGGCAGCCACACUAGGGUGCAUCAUUAAUUUGUUCGGCAGACUGACCUCCUGAACUACACCAGGUAUUUGUAGUGGUUAUGUGUCUAUGAAUAUAUAGGCUGAGAACAAGUUUGAAUGCUGAAUGAUUGCAUGCAAGUUUUUGCAUGCAGUCAUUUGAAUUGAACAGAACUGUAUGCACACUGUUUGUUCAUUCAUUUUUUUUAUAAGUAGACUACUCAAGGACAUGAUGUAUUUCUCACUGGAGUGUUUUUAACUGGAGUUAGUAAGAAGGAAAUACUUGAGAAAUAACAGAACAGAACAGAAAUAACAAAGGACAUAUAAGGUUCUGAAUAUGCAAUCAACAAUUAACACAGUGUCUCAAUAAACAUAAAAAAAACAACAUAUUUUUGGUUUGUUUCAACACAAACUCAGUCUAUAGAUACUGUAUGUUACUUUCACACCAUUAUAUGAUACCGCUUCCUCUAGGCAACAAAAAUGCUGCAAAACACAGCAUGUAGAAUUUGAUUUUUUUUUUUUUUUCAUAAACGGAAGCGUUAUUUAGGCUGGGUUUGACGUCACCAAUGCCAGUGGCGAGAAUCCAUUUGCCACAUUGGAGCCCAUAUUAUGAAUACCAGGCUGCAUGGUUGCUAAUUGGACGAGGAUACCAGUACAUGAAGUGAAGAAAACGAAUGCCAUAUGAAAUAAUCAAUGUUUAUUGGAUUGAAAUUUCUCCUUAUGCAGUCUUUCGGGAAUAAAAGUACAAAGUGCUUCAUCCUGCUAAAGCACAGCACUAUAACACAAACUAAGUCUAUAAUUACUGUAUGUUACUUUCACACCAUUAGAUGAUACCGCUUCCUCUGGGCAACCAUUUUUAUAAAAACAAAACUCACACCUCUGAAUGCAUGCAAAUGGAUUGAUGCUUACUUUGACACUGCAGGUACGGUUCGUCCACAGUACCUGGGUUUUUGGCAGAGUGAUGUGCCACGUCAGUCGCUUUGCACAGUAUUGCUCGGUGCAUGUGUCUGCUCUAACCCUGGUGGCCAUUGCUGUGGACAGACAUCAGCUGAUCAUGCACCCUCUGAAGCAACGGAUGUCUCGUGAGAGAGGUCUGGUGUGGAUUGCAGUGAUAUGGGCAAUGGCAUCCUGCUUCUCCCUGCCACAUGCAAUUUAUCAGCAAUUGUUGCGUUUUGAGUAUGGUGAAGUACGUGUUAUCUGCUUACCCAGUUUCCCAGCCCCGUCUGACCUCUUUUGGAAGUAUCUUGACCUGGCCACCUUCUUCUUGCUUUACGUCUUGCCGCUGACUAUCAUCUCCGUGGCCUACAUCAUCUUGAUCAAGAAGGUGUGGCUGCACAACACCAUCGGUGACGUGACGGUGGCGCAGUCUGCCGCUCACCGUCGCCGCAAGCGCAUGACCAUAAAGAUGCUGGUGCUGGUGGUGGCCAUCUUUGCCAUCUGCUGGUUCCCCCUGAACUGCUACGUGGUGCUGCUCUCCAGCAAAGUCAUCCAGGCCAAUAACGCUGUCUACUUCUCCUUUCAUUGGUUCGCUACCAGCAGCACCUGCUACAACCCUUUCAUCUACUGCUGGCUCAAUCACAGCUUCAGGGCCGAGCUCAAAGCCUUGAAUUUCAGGAACAGAUCUAAGGCUGCUCCCCACCCCAGCUAAGAUAGCAUGUGAAGUUAGCAUGUGUAACAGGAUGAAUGGAGGAUGAAUGUGCUGUUUUGAAGCUGUAUGCUCAGUGAGGCAGAGACGUCCCUACUUGCACUAUUCACGAUGCACAGUGCUGUUGCUAUUUAUACGCUAUGCUGAUUUCAUUCAAAGCCCACUGUCGCAUCACAAUGAGCAAUUUGCUGUUCAUUGAAAGCCGUCUUAUUCAUUUACUUUUUCCUCCUUACUGUGAAGUUAACAGAUUUUUGUAGUGCAGAGAAUCGUUUGCCUUUUACUAAUGUAUGCAUGGUGUGUGGGAUAAAGCACACAGACAGAUGGUAGCCUAUAUCAUAACUUCACCCUUACCUCAUGUAAAGCACAAGAGCAAAUGUGUAAAGGACCACUUUGGGAUUUUGUCUUUAUACUGCUUGUCUGGUUUUCUUGUCUUUGCCAUCUGUUGGUACCCGUUAAACUGUAACGUGGUGCUCCUCUCCAGCAAAGUCAUUCUGAAAUACGCUAAAAGGCUUAAUUGCUCAAUCACACUUUGCUGUUUGCUGUUCUUCAUCUUCAGGUUUCUUUUUUAUUCAACCUGUUUUCUUGUGCCAUUUCUGCUCCUAGCACUUUUGAGAUAUCGACACCUCUUCGUCUCUGACACGUCCAUCCCGAUCCCGUGUAGUGCUGCUUCUCUCCCUUGUACGUCGCUUUGGACAAAAGCGUCUGCUAAAUGACUAAAUGUAAAUGCUCUUGUAAAAAUACUGCAAUCUCAUUCUUGUUAUUGUUGUUUUUCAUCCGUCUUUUUUGCCUUUGAAAUGAAUGUUGGAACGUUCGCCUCUUGUGACAUUACUCGCUCUGCCCACUGUAGGCCACAGUAGGUAGACCAAUGGUACCUACCAUAGCUGGCAAACAAACAUUAUAGAGCAGCAUUAUGUUUACAAAUGUGGCUGCUUCUCAGAGAUUUUCCCGAACAUUGAAUGAAAGAUUAUUGAAUGUUUGAAUAUUUCAUUAAAACCAUGCCAUUAAGUAUACAUAUCUGGUUGUUAUCGGAGAUUUUCAGGUAUGUGACAUAUCAUGAUAGUAUGGUAUUGAUGGUACAGUGGAUAGCACAGCUGCUUUCCAAGUAAUAGGCAUGGAUGUGAUUCCUGGCCAAAACAGGUUUUAAGUUGCUUUGAACUUUGACCUUUGACCUUUUUAAUGGGACAGAUUGUUUCCUUCCCCAGAACAUAAACAGAGCCAACCAAACAUAUUACUGUUAAUCUUCUGUCAUAUUCCAAUGAAGAUAACACCACCAAUGUGGCUUAAUAACAGGACAUAUAUGUACAAUAAAUCUUACAUUUAGCAUUUUAUCAUUUUAACCCACUUCAUGGACACUUAUCUGCUGUGUUUUAAAAAAAAAGUGUAGGAGUCAUCCUCUUCACCAUCCAAAGAAAUCAGCCAAUAAAUGUGCAACGGGUGGCUGAAUAUUCAAGUGAAUAUUCGUAAAGAGCUCUUGAAAAGGAAGAACGCUAUACCAAACGUGACGUGAUAAGACCAAGGAAAACGGAAACUUUUGCUGUGACAAAACAGCCUUGAUAAAAGUUAAAUUCAUACACAUUUAUUUGGCCUGAAAAGUCAUAUUUAUAGGUUAUUUUACAGUAUAAUAUUGUGAUGACAGAUACAUUAUGAACAUUGACUGGGACAGGUAUCCAUGAAUUUUGAAAGGAGGUGUCAUUGACUGCAUUUGUAUCUAAGCAU